Messenger RNA from Onychomys torridus (southern grasshopper mouse), 2113 nucleotides. RefSeq names its product G protein-coupled receptor 157 (gene Gpr157). The transcript is spliced from 4 exons. Gene Ontology annotation, molecular function: G protein-coupled receptor activity. Gene Ontology annotation, biological process: cell surface receptor signaling pathway; adenylate cyclase-activating G protein-coupled receptor signaling pathway. Lineage: Eukaryota; Metazoa; Chordata; Mammalia; Rodentia; Cricetidae. The coding region runs from base 190 to 1185 and encodes 331 amino acids. Gene Ontology annotation, cellular component: plasma membrane. The record is from RefSeq and is a predicted model, not a curated record.
GGGAUGAGACUAGUGGUUGCAUAGUCGAUAGACUGGGCGGGGUUGGGACGCAGGCGGGACCCUUGGGGACGCGAGUCUUGGGCGCCUAGAUGCCCAAACAGAGGCGACUGCGGUCUCGGCUUGGCCUCGACCUCUCAGCACCCUUGGACCUGUGCACCCUGGCCGUCUGCCCUCGGUCCCCAGCCGGCCAUGCCCUCACCCGCGCCUCCCACCGAGCUGCUGCCGUGGGAGCGCGCCGUGGUGCUGUUGUCGUGCGUGCUGUCAGCGCUGGGCUCGGGCCUCCUGGUGGCCACGCACGCCCUGUGGCCUGACCUGCGUAGCCGGGCGCGGCGCCUGCUACUCUUCCUGUCGCUAACGGACCUGCUCUCGGCUGCCUCGUACUUCUACGGGGUGCUGCAGGACUUUGCGGGCUCUUCGUGGGACUGCGUGCUUCAGGGCGCGCUCUCUACUUUCGCCAACACCAGCUCCUUCUUCUGGACCGUGGCCAUCGCCUUCUACCUGUACCUCAGCAUCGUCCGAGCUGCGCGCGGGCCCAGCACGGACCACCUUCUCUGGGCCUUUCACCUCAUCAGCUGGGGUGUCCCACUGGCCAUCACAGUGGCUGCUGUCUCUCUAAAGAAGAUAGGCUACGAUGCUUCAGAUGUGUCCGUGGGCUGGUGCUGGAUCAACCUGGAGGCUGAGGACCGUGUCCUGUGGAUGCUACUGACCGGGAAGCUGUGGGAGAUGCUGGCUUAUGUCUUACUGCCUCUGCUUUACCUUCUGGUCAGGAAACACAUCAACAGAGCGCACCAGGCGCUCUCGGAGUACCGGCCCAUCUGGGAGGGGCGCCAGCUGCAGCGGGGCUCCUCCGCCAUGGCUGAUAAGAAACUGAUCCUGAUUCCCCUCAUAUUCAUCUGCCUCCGGGUCUGGAGCACCGUGCGCUUCGUCCUGACCCUCUGUGGCUCCCCAGCAGUGCAGUCUCCAGUGCUGGUUGUUCUGCAUGGCAUCGGGAACACCUUCCAGGGAGGGGCCAACUGCAUCAUGUUCGUCCUCUGCACCCGCGCAGUCCGCACAAGGCUCCUCUCCCUCUGCUGCUGCCGCUGUUAUCCUCAGCCCUCCACCCAGAGCCCCCCAGGAGCCCCUGCUCCCCGCGGGAUGACAGAAUCUCAGGACUCCGGACUGAUCCCAAAAGUCCCCAGCACUUGAGUGGUUGACUUCCCUUGUUGCUCCCACGGCCGCCUUCCUGGUUCACGCUGCGGGAGACAAGGUCAUACGCACUGGAAGCCUCAACUGGUGAAUCUCGGACCCCCGUGAAGGAAUGGCCAUCAGUGCAGCCUCUUCUACCUCCUCUUCUUAGGCAGGCUGUGGACACCCGCGUCCUGGUUCUGCGUCCUAGCUCUGUGGGGUUUAUUUGUGGAAGCCCAAAGAUGUGGGAUUCCGGAAGCCAGCAAUGCAGGAUUCUGUCAGGCACUGGUUUUCAGUGUCCUGCGGCCACCAGCACUGUUUACUGUCAGAGAGACGCAGAUCUAUGGACCUCUCCAGACAUGACUGAUAACGUGUCAUGGAUUACAGAGAUGAGUCUACCCAGACAUCACAGAAUGGGGUCCAGGUUUGCCAGGGGACUUAGAUUCCCUGGAGAACCUGGAGUAGUUAGAGCUGAACAGCAGAGGCCAGCUCCCUUACACCAGGUCCCCAGUCCACUGAGGUCACAGGAGACUCCUUCAUGGCUCCAAACCACCUAGGCACACACUCAUGGGUGUCUCCCGGGUUCUCUGCUUGGGUCAUCGGCCCUCAAUAUUUAUUGCAUUUGAAUUUCAGCACAGAUCGGAGUCCAUAGUCCUGCCUAUUAGUCAAUCACAUAACAUCCAGGUCCCUUCCAGUACCAGGACAGAAGGUAGCUCAGCUGCAGUCCCUAAGGACAACACUAUUUCACUCACCCCUGUUCUCAGUGAUUCAUGUAGGGGUGAGUUGGGAGGGCGUCUGGCUUUGUUUAGUUAUAUGUUGUUUGUUUUGUUUUGUUUUUUUGUAGGAAAGGUGAUUGGAGAGUUGGUGAAUGGUCCAAAUACUGAUUCCUUCCGAAAGGAAGUAUUUUGAGAUUCAGCCUUGGGCUGGGAUGUAGCUCAGUGGUAGUUGC